AUGGAGGAGCUUAGGCUUGGCGGCGGCGGCGGCGGAAAGCCGCCGAUCCCGUCGCCGGCGAGGAAGCCGGUGCUCUCACGGCACGCCUCCUUUGCGAGGGGUCCUUUGAACAAUACAAAGUCUGAAACUGAGAGAAUCUUUGAAAGGGUGGAUGGUGAAUUUAUCCCAGUUGUACGGUCUGGAGGCUGGGCUGAUAUUGGGUCAAGGAGCACAAUGGAGGAUGCCUACAUCUGUUGUGACAACUUCUUGCAAGAUUUUGGACCCGAAAGCUGUGAAGAAGGGCCCAGCUCAUUUUAUGGGGUUUUUGAUGGACAUGGUGGAAAACACGCUGCGGACUUUGUGUGCAGCAAUUUGCCAAGGUUCAUCGUUGAGGGUGAUGGUUUUCCGGGGGAGAUAGAGAAAGCUGUCUCCUCAGCAUUCUUACAGACUGAUGCUGCUUUUGCAGAUGCUUGCUCUGUGAAUUCUUCUCUUGCAUCCGGCACGACUGCACUUGCUGCACUCAUCAUUGGAAGGUCACUUCUGGUGGCAAAUGCUGGUGAUUGUAGAGCAGUGUUAUGUUGCCGUGGAAAGGCAAUUGAGAUGUCCAGGGACCACAAGCCAUCUUGCGAUAGAGAGAAGAUGCGCAUUGAAGCCUCGGGUGGUUAUGUUGACGAUGGAUACCUGAAUGGGUUGCUCAAUGUUGCUAGAGCAAUUGGGGACUGGCACAUGGAAGGACUGAAAGCUUGUGAUGGUCUUGGGCCUCUUAGUGCGGAGCCUGAGGUGAUGAUGAGGAAUCUUACUGAGGAUGAUGAAUUCAUGAUCAUCGGUUGUGACGGUAUCUGGGAUGUAUUCCGCAGCCAAAAUGCGGUAGAUUUUGCGCGACGGAGGCUCCAAGAGCACAACGACCCUGCUGCUUGCUGUAAAGACUUAGUUGACGAGGCCAUCAAGCGGAAGAGCGGCGAUAACCUUUCUGUAGUUGUUGUCUGCUUCAACUCUAGGGCGCCUCCUGCCCUUACAGUUCCCAGGCCUCGGGUUCAGAGAAGUAUAUCUGCAGAAGGCUUGAAGGAGCUGCAGGGCUUCCUUGAUAGCCUGGCAGAGGCAAACUGACUGUACUGACAGAUGUGUGGGUUUAUAAGCCCCGCGACACUGUAACAGUCCCAUUUUUCCGUAGCCUAGCUUGGAAGUUAGGUUUAGUAUGUCCUAUCUCAUAACUUGAGAUAGUUGUUGUUGAGUAAUACAACAUUGUAAAAUAUUCGGCGGCUAAUUUUAUCUGUACUUGGAAGUAUUACUUGCUAGUUUCAGGCCUUGCUCUAGAUUCCUCAAAUCUGGAAUGAUAAAUUGAUAAUAGAGAUUCCGUA
Messenger RNA from Lolium rigidum, 1337 nucleotides. Its product is annotated as probable protein phosphatase 2C 57. The record is from RefSeq and is a predicted model, not a curated record. Gene Ontology annotation, biological process: protein dephosphorylation. Lineage: Eukaryota; Viridiplantae; Streptophyta; Magnoliopsida; Poales; Poaceae. The transcript has 4 exons. Gene Ontology annotation, molecular function: cation binding; protein serine/threonine phosphatase activity. Bases 1 to 1086 code for a protein of 361 amino acids.